CCGGGCUCCGGCCGAGCGGUGCCGAGCCGAGCUGAGCCGUUCCGAGCCGCGCCAGCCGCUGCGAGCCGAGCUGGUGACACCGGCCCCCGGUGGCCGCGCGUGUCCCUCCGCGGGUGACCCCGGGAAGCUCUGCCUGCCCCGAGCGUGGAGCACUGACACCACCCCAGCUCAGGACCCUGGGGGAUGCUGGCUGCUGGAGGCUGUGCCAAAUGCUUGCAUGGGACACAACUUGUGGCAUCUCCCAUCAAACCUCCUGCAAGGGUGGAUGCUUGAGAGAGGAGGAUAAGGCACAAGAGUCUGGGACCAGUGGAAUGGAGGCCUGAUGUAGAUGGAAAGAUGGAUGAAGAAGAAGCUCUGAACUCUAUUAUGAAGGAUUUGGCAGCGUUGGGCAAGUGUGGGGGGCUGCUGGACAACAACAGGAAUAAAAACAGUGUCCACUCCAACAAACAGCAGCGAAAUGUCAGGAUCAAGUUUGAAUAUGAAGGAGAGAAAAGGAUUAUCCAGUUUCCAAGACCAGUCAAAUUCAAGGAAGUGGUGCAGAAGGUCACGGACGCUUUUGGGCAGACGAUGGACUUGGUCUGUGUGAACAAUGAGCUCCUGAUCCCACUGAAAUCCCAGGAAGAUUUGGACAAAGCGAUGGAACAGUUGGAGCUGAGCCCUUCCCUGAAGAGCCUGCGGAUCCUUGUGAGCGCUCCAAAGAAAGCGAAUCUCCUGCAGCCCAACAACAGCAAGCAGCAUGAGAUGAGGAUCUCCAGAUCCAUGGGUGAUAUCAUGGGCUCCCUGUACAAAGACUCGGAGAGGACGCGCAAGUAUUCCACAGGCUCCCUGCACACCGGCCGCAGCUCCCCGCCGCCGGGCAGCGUUCCCGAGGAGCAGCAGCAGAUCGCCCGCCAGGGCUCCUACACCAGCAUCAACAGCGAGGGCGAGUUCAUCCCCGAGACCAUGGACCAGAACAUGCUUGAAGCUUUCAUCAGCCCCGAUGAUUCGCUGUCUGGGAGCUGUCAGUCACUGGACAGGUCUGUGGACAGCCCUCCCUUUCCCCAAACCCCUGUUCCUGGAAGGAAGAGCCAUCCCAAAGACAGUCUUGACUGCAUGGAUUUUGACAUCCCAUUCUGUGAGAGGUUUGGGAAAGGUGGGACCUUCCCAAGGCAGUACCAUCUCUCCCAAAGUCGCAAGGACUACAGCGAUGGCCGGAGGACUUUCCCCAGGAGUUACUUCCCACAGGAGAACCUGUUUCAGCUCGUCCCUUCCAGCAGAACCAAGAGCUUUACUGGGGACAGCAAGCUCAGCACCUUGCAGUAUGAUGAGUACAGGCCCAAGUGUUGGAACAAUUUUGAAAAGGGUCUGCAGGCCUUCAGCACCUCCCCUACAAAAACCAGGAACUCCCUGCAGGCACCUGUGAACUGGAGGCUGGGGAAGCUGCUGGGAAGAGGAGCUUUUGGGGAAGUUUAUCUCUGCUAUGAUGCUGACACUGGGAGGGAGCUGUCAGUGAAGCAGGUGCCUUUCGACCCUGACAGCCAGGAGACAAGUAAGGAGGUGAAUGCUUUAGAAUGUGAGAUUCAGCUGUUGAAGACUCUCCGUCAUGACAGGAUUGUGCAGUACUAUGGAUGUCUGCGGGAUCCUGAGGAGAAGAAACUGUCCAUCUUUGUGGAAUACAUGCCAGGGGGCUCAAUAAAGGACCAGCUAAAAGCUUACGGUGCUCUGACUGAGAAUGUCACACGGAAGUACACCAGGCAGAUCCUGCAGGGAGUCUUCUACCUACACAGCAAUAUGAUUGUCCACAGGGAUAUUAAAGGUGCCAAUAUUCUGAGAGAUUCUGCUGGAAAUGUGAAACUCGGAGAUUUUGGGGCCAGCAAACGCAUCCAGACCAUCUGCAUGUCUGGGACUGGGAUUAAAUCUGUCACGGGAACACCAUACUGGAUGAGCCCAGAGGUUAUCAGUGGAGAGGGCUAUGGAAGGAAAGCUGAUGUGUGGAGCGUGGCCUGCACCGUGGUGGAGAUGCUAACCGAGAAGCCGCCCUGGGCAGAGUUCGAGGCCAUGGCGGCGAUUUUUAAAAUCGCCACGCAGCCAACCAACCCCCAGCUCCCCGACAGCGUCUCCAGCUCCUGCCGCAACUUCCUCAAGCAGAUCUUCGUGGAGGAGAAGCGGAGGCCGACGGCCGAGGACCUGCUGAGACACCCUUUUGUCAACUGCGGGCUCUGAGCGCCGGCAGCGGGGCCGGGAAGCGCCGGCGGGAGCUCGGCCCUCAGCGGGGCUGUCCGGACAGUCCCUUCCCGCUCGCUGCUGCCUCGGCCCCGCCGCCUUGAUGGAUUUUCAAGCUGCGCUCGGGACUGUGGGGGAUCCAGAGCGAGGGAUUUCCCGGCCUGUGCUGCGGGUGGCUGGACCGCGGAACCUCCCUGCUGCCAGCGGUACCGGGGUCGUGCCCCCUCACCAAGUAACUGCUCUCUUGGGGGACGUGUGGCAAGCGGGAAAUGUCCCCCCAGCAAGGGGGAAAUGUCCCCUCAGCACGGCGGCGGUGCUGGCGGCAUCCCCAGGACCGGUGGGGGAAUGGGAUGCCCAGUGGCCAUCACCACCUUUCGCAGAGGGACAGACAGGGCCUUCAGCCAAGCCGGAGGAGAUGAUCCUCAGACCACAGAGUCGGGGGGACCCGGGCGUCCCCGUUCACAAGGGGACCGACCCCGCUGGAGCAGCCGGCGGGGCGGCGUUUCACACUGUCCUGUGCCUUACGCGGUUACAAUCAAGGAGUGAUGCUCGGCUCGGAUCUGGUGUGAGGAUGCAGCAGCCGUGUUGACUUUGCCUUGGCUCGUCUGUGUGUGUGUGUGUGUGUGAGUCUGGGAAGCAGGGGGUCUUCUCGGGGUGCAGGAGGUCUCUGCUGGGUACACCCGCGGACGGAUGCCCGGGACCCCUGCCGUGGGCUGAGGGAUGGGUAAGUGAUGGUGGUGAUGUUUAAAUCAGGAUUCAGGUGGGAGCUGAAGGGAAUCUCAGCAAGGAGGGCUCUGCUCACAGCCACAGUUCUGCUGAGCCGUGUCCGCGCUGCUGCGCUGGAGGAAUGCCAUGGUGUUCUGGAAGUGGAGCUACAGGGAGAGCCCAGUGCAUCUCUGUGAAACCCAAGAGAGUGCCUAAAAUUAGGCAGAGAGUGCUGAUGCCUGUGAAUCUGGGUGUGUUCUCCUCUGGGCACCCCUCCUCUGUUCCUUAUGGGCCAUCCCCGGGUACAGGGAAGGGGAGCAUCACUUCUGUGGUGGUGCCCAGGGGAGCAGCUGCAGGAUAAUGGAGCCCCAGACUGGGAAAGUGCAGCUGCAGCAGGGGAGGGCAGCUGGAAGCAGAUUCCUUCCCUCAGUAGGUUUGAAGUUGUAUGAGAAAACGGGCCAGUCAAAAGCAGAGCUGGGCUACAGCCUCUGACCAGCACUGCCCUGCUGGAAAACGUGGGCAGGAAGCACGCACAGAGUCCCUGGAAGCUGGUUAAUUAAUUGGUCAGUCAGAUUGUGGGGGAGUUUGGGAUUAAUUAAUUGCACCUUCCCACCUCCCCCUUCUCUACUGCAUUAGCUGUUUCCACCGACUCAGCAAAGGGUCCAAAAAGCAGUUCCCAGGAGGCUCCAUCCUCAGGCCAGUGUGUCAGACACAGGCUUAUUUUAAUGCUGGUUUUCAGUGAAAAUGAAAAGUGUUGCUUAGACUUGAGAGGAAAGUGACAAAUUAGUUGUUUGUGUGAACACAUCCUUGAAUUCUUCCAUGUGGGAGAGAUCAAGGCUUUGCCUCACUGGUGUGGUGGUGAGAGCAUGUCCAUGUCCUCAGCUCUGAACAGAGAAGCAAGAUUUAGGAGGCUGCCCAGUGUAGCUGUGGAUGUCCCAUUUCUGGAAACAUUCAGGGAAUAUGGCUUGGAGCAACCUGGUCUAGUGAAAAAAUGUCCCUGCCUCAUGGCAAGGGGUUGGAAUGAGGUGAGCUCUAAGGUCCCUUCCAACCCAAACCAUUCAAGAUCUCAUGAUUUUAAGAAUUAUUUCAAUAAAAAAAAAAAUAAACAGUGAGUAUUAGGGCAAAUUAAAAUAAUACCUAAAAGAAUUCCCUAUAAAUCUCUCUGAAAGCUACCGAGGCCGUUUAUUCCAGGCCAGGUUCCAGGGAAGCUGUGGGCAGCACUGGGGCUUCUGUCAGUCACCCAUGGUGGUGAUGGGCAGCUCCCCAUGGGGAGGGGGAAAAGUCUCCUUUUGCUGAGGGGGAUGAAGAAUUUUAUUCUGUGAAUAGGACCAAAUCCAUCAGUCUGAUCAGUAAUAUGGGAUGGAUGGAAACAAACACAAGGGAAAAAAAAAAUCAGCUUUGUCUGGGAAUGGGUUUGGCAGAAGAGGGUAACAAAGUGUGUGUUCACCAAAGCUAAAAAAAAAAAUAAUCAAAAAUCAAAACAAUUUUUAAGCUGUUUUCUCUUCUUUCAUUAAAUCUGUUUGGUUUGGGUUUUCUCAGCCCUUCAGUGGUGGGAGGGUGCUUCCCUUCUUUCCAAAGAUUUGAGAGCCAAAGGGGGAUCCUGGCUGCCCCAAAAUGCUCCCAGGGCCCUCAAACCACCCAAAUCCUCCCGUGGAUGGAUGUGGUGAGUGUGAGUGUGAGUGUGAGACACUCCUCAGGUGCCUUUGCCUUUCUGGUUUGUAAAACCCUUGCAGUGUUCUGAUGUACAGAAUGGAACUAGGAAAAGCAAAUGGAAUUAUUCUACCAUGUAAAGUCA
Messenger RNA from Passer montanus (Eurasian tree sparrow), 4702 nucleotides. Its product is annotated as mitogen-activated protein kinase kinase kinase 3-like. NCBI's taxonomy places the organism in Eukaryota, Metazoa, Chordata, Aves, Passeriformes, Passeridae. The transcript has 18 exons. Gene Ontology annotation, biological process: protein phosphorylation. Gene Ontology annotation, molecular function: protein binding; protein kinase activity; ATP binding. Bases 337 to 2202 code for a protein of 621 amino acids. The record is from RefSeq and is a predicted model, not a curated record.